AUGUCAACCUUAUCCAUAUCUCCUCUUGGCGCUCUAAAUCCAAACGAAAUAAACCGAUCAUAUCAAGUAAUUACCGCGCCAUUGCCAAUCCAGAACUCAAAACCUUUGAUCUGGUCCACAGGACUUGAGAGUCCCGACAAUUAUGGCAAUGGCGUGAAAAAAGCCCACGUACUCAUUGUGGGUGCCGGAAUUUCCGGUUUACGGGCAGCGUCGGUUCUACAGCGACAUGGAGUUGGUGUUACAAUCUUGGAAGGCCGGCCGGAUCGCAUCGGUGGUCGAAUCCACACCAGUCGAAAAUCUCCAAACGGAAAGCCUCGAGACAUUGGUGCUGCAUGGAUGCAUGAAACUUCGCAGAAUAAAUUGGUCCAGCUGAUCAGAAAACUUGAUAUCGAGUACUAUUAUGAUGACGGUACGCCUUUAUACUUUACCAAGGAAGGAAGGGCAGGAUCACAAUUCAAGGCGAAGAAAGUAGCUGAUGAAUUCGCGGACUAUUGUGAGCACUACUUUGAAACUCAUCCGCAUGCUCCUGAUCGCUCUGUGAAAGAGUUCAUUCAUGAAUUCGUAGAGAAUCACCCUUUGAUCACUAACACUGAACGCAAAUGGGCUCCACAAGCCAUUCGUGAGGUUGAACUUUGGAUCGGUACAUCAAUCGAAGAUGCUUCUUCUAAAUACUUGAGCUACUUCGUAACUGAAAGAAAUUUAUACAUGAAGGGUGGAUAUGAUAAGAUUGUCAAUUGGCUCGCGAAACCAAUUCUCAAGGAUCCUGAGACCAUCAAAAUGGGCGAAGUUGUCGAGAAUAUUCAAUGGGGUGACCAGGACAACUCAGUAGUAGUUGAAACUUUGAAAGGCGACAAAAAAUCUAUUUUCAAGGCCGACGCCAUUGUUGUUACUGCGCCUCUUGGUUGUUUGAGAAACAAGAUGAUUAACUUCGAGCCUGCUCUUCCUGAAGACAUUCAGGAGGGUAUUGAUAACUUUUCUUAUGGAGCUCUUGGAAAGGUUUUCGUGGAGUUUGACGAGGUGUUCUGGCCAAAGGACAAUGAUCAAUUUAUCUACUACCCUUCCCCUCUUCCGGAGGGUGCUCCGGUUGAUGAAUCUUCGAUCUUGUCCUAUGCUACUGUAACAUCUAAUUGCUGGAUCAUGUCCGGCACCAAAGAGCUCUGCGUUCAAAUCGCCGAACCUCUUACCCAACGAAUCGAAUCGAUGACGUCAACCAAGGAAAUUUACGCUUUCUUCGAGCCUCUCUUCAAGCUCAUGCGUACGGAACCAUAUAAGGAUCUUCCAGAUUUACUCAACCUCGAGACCACCCACUGGACCCAGGACCCUCUCGCAGGAUUCGGAUCCUAUUCCGUUGAGAAGACGGGUGACGAAUCCGAUCUCCUUAUCGAAGCCCUCGAAAACCACAGUCGAAGUCGCCUUCAAUUCGCCGGUGAACACUGCACCAUUGUCGGAAACGGCUGUGUGCACGGAGCAUUCGAGACCGGAGAGGUUGCCGCAAGAAACCUCCUGGAGACAUUAGGCGUGGUAUAUGAUGGAAAUGAUACCACUGCUCGAAAUGUGUCUCUUUGA
This is a messenger RNA of Sclerotinia sclerotiorum 1980 UF-70, 1566 nucleotides long. RefSeq lists its product as hypothetical. Gene Ontology annotation, molecular function: oxidoreductase activity. The record is from RefSeq and is a predicted model, not a curated record. Lineage: Eukaryota; Fungi; Ascomycota; Leotiomycetes; Helotiales; Sclerotiniaceae. The coding region runs from base 1 to 1566 and encodes 521 amino acids. The transcript has 4 exons.